Molecule: messenger RNA, 321 nt
Organism: Seminavis robusta
Lineage: Eukaryota; Bacillariophyta; Bacillariophyceae; Naviculales; Naviculaceae
Source: the annotation of a GenBank genome assembly
AUGAGUAUGAAUGCCAGCCGCAAGGCACUGCUUCAAGUGUACAAGCAACUGUUGCGUUCGGCCGAGACAUUUCCGUCCUCGAACCGUAAACGCAUCUAUCAAGCGAUCCGGGAAGAAUGGCGUGAGAAUGCCGGCAUGGCGGAGCAAGAAGCCCAAGUCAAGGUGGCGUUGGCAUACAAAGGUCUGGGUCAAUUGCGUCAAUUCGAUGUCGAUACCAUGACGGGUGGCACCGGUGGCAACAAUUGGAACGUCCAGUUGGAACAGAAUCCCAUGCCCAAACCGGCCGAUUACGAUGAGAGGAAAAAGAAGAGGGGGCGGUAA